Messenger RNA from Phanerochaete carnosa HHB-10118-sp, 1775 nucleotides. RefSeq lists its product as uncharacterized. The record is from RefSeq and is a predicted model, not a curated record. NCBI's taxonomy places the organism in Eukaryota, Fungi, Basidiomycota, Agaricomycetes, Polyporales, Phanerochaetaceae. Gene Ontology annotation, molecular function: heme binding; catalase activity. Gene Ontology annotation, cellular component: mitochondrion; cytoplasm; peroxisome. Gene Ontology annotation, biological process: response to hydrogen peroxide; hydrogen peroxide catabolic process. Bases 9 to 1670 code for a protein of 553 amino acids. The transcript has 19 exons.
GCUAGAACAUGGCCCGCAUCACUCUCCGACGCGCUUUCGUCUCACUUGUCCUGGUGUGCGCCGCCGCACGCGCCCAGGACGCGUACACCUUCGACCUGAACACCGGCGUCGACCUCCAGGCGGCGACGGACGCAGAGUCUGCGCCGCAGCUCACGUUCGCGACCGAGGCCGGCGUGCCCUACACGCACCCGUACGACGCGCAGAAGAUCGGCGCCGACGGGCCUCUGCUCCUCCAGGACCAGCACAUCAUUGAGACUCUCGCCCAUUUCGUGCGUGAGCGCAUACCCGAGCGUGUCGUGCACGCGAAGGCGGCUGGCGCACAUGGGUACUUUGAGGUCACGAAUGCGGACUUUGUGAAGAAUUACACAAUCAUGGACGUAUUUUCGGAGAAUGGCUUGAAAACCCCUAUUACAGUCCGCAUUAGCACCGUCGGUGGAGAGAUGGGCUCUGCGGACACAGCCAGAGACCCCCGUGGCUUUUCAGUGAAAUUUCGGACGCGUAAGGGCAUCUGGGACUUGGUCAUGAACAACACACCCGUAUUCUUUAUCCGGGACCCCACGAAGUUCCCGCACUUCAUCCACACCCAGAAACGUGACCCGCAGACCCACUUGCGCGAUCACGACAUGUAUUGGGACUACCUGAGCUCGAACCCCGAGUCGCUCUACCAGGUGAUGCGCCUGUUCUCGGACCUGGGCACGCCUGAUGGUGUGCGGCACCUGAACGCGUGGACGGGCCAUUCCUACAGAUGGAUCAAGGCCGACGGCAGCUGGGUCUACGUCAAGCUGUACUGCGAGACGAUGCAGGGUGUCCAGAACUUAACUAACGCAGAGGCGACGGCCAUCGCGGGCUCAAACCCGGACUACUCCCAACAGGACCUGUUCGAAUCAAUCGAGAACAGCACAUACCCCGGCUGGAUCAUGUAUGCGCAAGUACUGACACCACAGCAGGCCGAGACGUUCAAGUACAAUGUCCUUGACCUUACCAAGGACUGGGGCUUCGACGACGUGCCUAAGACCGAGAUCGGCCGGUUCUACCUCACGCAGAACCCAGUCAACUACUUUGCUGAGAUCGAACAGGCGGCCUUCUCUCCUGGACGUACCGUCUCCGGAUGGGAGCCUUCGACGGAUCCGGUGCUCCAAGCUCGUGUGUUCUCUUACGGGGAUGCACAGCGCUAUCGCCUUGGCGUGAACUAUAUGCAACUGCCCGUCAAUGCGCCAACGUCGCCUGUUGCCAACUUCCAGCGUGAUGGACACAUGGCACUCAGCAAUCAAGGCUCGCGUCCAAACUACUUGUCUACUCUGCAGAAGAUCAAUCUUCCACCUCUGCCGUACAUCGAGGAUACUCACCAACAAUGGGCUGGCGGUGCUGUCAAGUCCCUGUCCGAGGUGACUGCCAUCGAUUUCGACUGGCCGCAGCGCUUCUGGAAGAGCCUUUCUGAGCAGGACCAGACGAACUUUAUCAGCAACGUCGUUGGACACCUUGGCACAGUCAACAGCGUGUCUGUCCGGCAGCGCCAGGUCGCGCUCUUUGCGCUCGUCGACCCCGCGCUCGGCAAGGCCAUUGCGGAUGGUGUCAACGUCACGGUGCCCAACCCCCUGCCAAGCUUCCCCACAGGGCCCACCUGGUUCAACACGACGAAGCCUGCGACCAACAGCACGCUGAACUAUUAGAGGGCUAUAGUGCGGUUUCGAGGGCGGACAUGUAAACCCCCCGCGAACCCGAUAGGGCAUUAGACAGCCUGGCUACCUGGAGUUCCGUUGCUUUUCAUGUCUCGG